UAUAUGGGAGGUUUGGAAGGACAUAUGCCACAGCAAUCAUGUGAUGAAAAUUAAAGUGAAAGUUUUGGGCCCAGUGCCGAAAGGAGGAGAAGAGGAGGAAAAAAAAAAUCUGUGUAUGCGCAAGAGGCUGUUGAUGUGCAAAUGUGAAUUCUAUCGAGGAGGGCUGAAUAGGGAGGUGUGACGUAAGGAGGGGACACGGACGCAGGUGCUUAUCUGCACGCAGUCAGAGGCACUGCUUGUCAUACCAUGGGAACCACCUUCCGAAGACACAGCGCCCGUGUCUCCGGCCAGCCCGCCCGGGAGGAGAGAGGUGUAAGUUUUGGAAACAAGCAGAAAAAGCCCUAAAUUUUGUGAGGUUUCUUGAAGGACUGGGAAAUCCCAUUUUCCAUGACUGAGUGCUCAAGUUUAAGCAAUGGAAACUCUCCAGUUCAAAUCCAAUGGGUGUGAGUGAAGGAGACUACUGUAGCACUUGAGAGAUUUCCAUCCCUCUUCUUCCCGGGAGCCGCAGUUGCUGACUUGGAGUUGAAGAAGCAUCUGCUUCAUGUGUGGUCAAACCUUGCAAGUCACAGAGAAAUCUAUGGUUCAUACUAAGCCGGUCACUUCAAUCCACUGCAAAGGGUAAAACACGGGACGAGAGCAGUCGGCAAGGAAGAAUGAAUUUUAGGAUUUCUCACUGAAGUGGGCAGAGACAUUUAGUCACUCGAACGAAGCAGGGCAAACCAAGUUGGCAUACAAGUUACCCGGAGAAACAGAGAGAUGGAUGCAGAGGCUGAGGCUAAAACGCAGCAUACCCACUCCAAAGGAACGAAGGUGCCCAUGAAUUCUCUAAUCCAGGAGCUCAGCAUGGCAUAUGAUUGCUCCGCGGCAAAGAAGAGGAGAGCUGAAGAGCAGGCCUCAGGUGUCCCUAUCAAUAAGAGAAAGUCCCUGCUGAUGAAGCCCAGACAUUACAGCCCAAACGUGAACGGCCAGGAGGGGCUUGAUACCAGGACGGAGGCGGAGGAGGACAACGGCCUGCUGGGGACCAACGCUCACCCGACCACAGAAGAAAUCAUGGCAAAACCGAUCGAUGACAGUGUUCAUUCAACUGCACAAGAAAACUCUCACGGGAGGGAAGACAGAUACGGCUGCUACCAAGAGCUCGUGGUCAAAUCCUUAAUGCACUUGGGGCCAUUUGAAAAAAGUGCCUCUGGUCAGACCGCAAAUGAAAACUUAAAUGACAGCGGCAUCCAGUCUCUCAAAGCAGAGAGCGACGAAGUCGACGAGUGCUUUCUCACUCAUUCCGACGAUGGGAAGGACAAAGCCAGCGACUCCCAGCUGAGAUUCUGCUCCUCCUCCUCCUCCGACAGCGAAAGCAACUCGGAGGGUACGGAGAACGGCUGGGACAGUGGCUCCAACUUCUCAGAAGAAACCAAACCACGCAGAGUCCCAGAGUACAUGUUGGUGGACAGCAGGAAAGACAUGCUGGAUGUCACCGAAAUAAAAACCGAAGGUGACAGGUUUGCCUCGUGUGAAGACAGGUGCGAUUCUGACCUCGAAAGGGGAGACCCGCAGCACGCUCACGCAGAAGCGUCGGGUGGCAAAGUGCAGGCCUCCUUCCCCGGGGCCGAGGAGGACGACAAGCAGUGCCUGGCGGUGAUGACGGAAGAGUCUGUGGGCCUGGAGAAGGCGAAGGGGAACUUGAGUCUGCUGGAGCAGGCCAUCGCCCUGCAGGCCGAGCGAGGCUGUGUGCUCCAUCACACCUACAGAGAGCUGGACCGGUUCCUGCUGGAGCACCUGGCGGGGGAGAGGAGGCACACCAAAGCCAUGGACGUGGGUGGAAGGCAGAUCUUUCACAGUAAACACUCGCCACGGCCUGAGAGGAGGGAGACCAAGUGCCCCAUCCCCGGGUGCGACGGCACAGGCCACGUGACCGGGCUGUACCCCCACCACCGCAGCCUUUCGGGGUGCCCCCACAAAGUGCGGGUUCCCCUCGAAAUUCUUGCCAUGCAUGAAAAUGUGCUCAAGUGCCCCACCCCAGGAUGCACAGGAAGAGGGCAUGUGAACAGCAACCGGAACACCCACAGGAGUCUUUCAGGUUGUCCCAUCGCUGCAGCUGAAAAAUUGGCCAUGUCCCAGGACAAAAGUCAGUUUGAUUCUUCCCAAACAGGGCAGUGUUCUGAGCAGGUUCACAGGACGAGCGUGGUGAAGCAGAUAGAAUUCAACUUCCGAUCACAUGCCAUCGCCUCCCCCAGAGCCACGGUGUCAAAAGAACAAGAGAAAUUUGGGAAAGUGCCAUUUGAUUAUGCCAGCUUCGAUGCACAGGUGUUUGGUAAACGCCCCCUAAUACAAACAGGUCAAGGACAAAAACCACCACCGUUUCCUGAAUCAGCGAGGCAUUUUUCAAACCCAGGGAAAUUUCCUAAUGGACUGCCGAGUGCAGGCGCCCACACACAGAGCCCUCGCCGUGCCAGCUCUUACAGCUACGGUCAGUGCGGCGAAGACACCCACAUAGCAGCAGCUGCUGCCAUCCUGAACCUUUCCACCCGCUGCAGGGAGGCUGCAGACAUCCUCUCCAACAAACCGCACGGCCUGCAUGCCAAGGGAGCCGAGAUAGAAGUGGAUGAAAAUGGCACAUUGGACUUAAGCAUGAAAAAAAAUCGAACCCCGGACAAAGCUGCUCCCCUCACUCCCUCUAACACGUCUAUUCCGACUCCUUCCUCAUCCCCAUUCAAAACCAGCAGCAUUUUGGUCAAUGCGGCCUUCUACCAGGCGCUGUGUGUCCAGGAGGGCUGGGACGCCCCGAUCAACUACAGCAAAGCCCACGGGAAGACAGAUGAGGAGAAGGAGAAAGACCCAGGGAACUCUCUAGAAAAUUUGGAAGAAAAAAAGUUUCCUGGAGAGGCUUCCAUGCCAAGCCCUAAACCCAAGCUCCACACAAGAGAUCUCAAAAAAGAGCUAAUCACCUGUCCAACCCCAGGAUGUGAUGGAAGUGGCCACGUCACCGGAAACUAUGCGUCCCACCGCAGUGUUUCUGGAUGUCCUUUAGCAGAUAAGACGCUUAAGUCCCUCAUGGCUGCUAACUCUCAGGAGCUUAAGUGUCCAACCCCAGGUUGUGAUGGUUCGGGGCACGUGACUGGAAACUAUGCUUCCCACAGAAGUUUGUCCGGCUGCCCUCGUGCCAGGAAAAGUGGCGUCAAAAUGACCGCUACGAAGGAAGAGAAAGAAGAACCUGAACUCAAAUGUCCUGUGAUAGGGUGUGACGGCCAAGGUCACAUAUCAGGUAAAUACACCUCCCACCGCACAGCUUCUGGCUGUCCCCUGGCUGCCAAGAGACAGAAGGAGAACCCUCUCCAUGGGGCCCCCCUCUCCUGGAAACUGAACAAACAAGAACUUCCACACUGUCCCCUGCCGGGCUGCAAUGGGCUGGGCCAUGUAAAUAAUGUGUUUGUCACCCACAGAAGCUUAUCUGGAUGUCCUUUAAAUGCACAAGCUAUCAAAAAGGGCAAAGUUUCGGAAGAACUAAUGACUAUCAAGCUCAAAGCAACAGGAGGUAUAGAGAGUGAUGAAGAAAUUAGGCAUUUGGAUGAAGAGAUAAAGGAACUGAACGAAUCCAACCUUAAGAUUGAAGCAGAUAUGAUGAAACUUCAGACGCAGAUCACAUCAAUGGAGAGCAAUUUGAAGACAAUAGAGGCGGAGAACAAGCUGAUCGAACAGAGUAACGAAAGCCUCCUGAAGGAGCUGGCAGGCCUAAGCCAGGCUCUCAUUUCAAGCCUCGCCGACAUCCAGCUCCCGCAGAUGGGGCCUAUCAGUGAGCAGAAUUUCGAAGCGUAUGUAAAUACCCUCACAGACAUGUACAGCAACCUGGAACGGGACUAUUCCCCAGAAUGCAAAGCGCUGCUAGAGAGCAUCAAACAGGCGGUGAAGGGCAUCCACGUGUAGGAGUGCAGCGGGCGGGCACCAGGGAUCCCCCUUCGCAGCCACACCGGUGCACCGGGCACCUG
This is a messenger RNA of Pipistrellus kuhlii (Kuhl's pipistrelle), 3980 nucleotides long. It is a transcript of the gene ST18, whose product is annotated as ST18 C2H2C-type zinc finger transcription factor. NCBI's taxonomy places the organism in Eukaryota, Metazoa, Chordata, Mammalia, Chiroptera, Vespertilionidae. Bases 757 to 3918 code for a protein of 1053 amino acids. The record is from RefSeq and is a predicted model, not a curated record. Gene Ontology annotation, molecular function: DNA-binding transcription factor activity, RNA polymerase II-specific; zinc ion binding; RNA polymerase II cis-regulatory region sequence-specific DNA binding. Gene Ontology annotation, cellular component: nucleus. Gene Ontology annotation, biological process: regulation of transcription by RNA polymerase II. The transcript is spliced from 25 exons.